UGUUGCUGUUGCGCUGAUUUCAUUGGGAGGCUUGGUAAUGUCUACCUCCUUAUAGGAUAUUCGGCUUGAAAAACAGCUUUCAGCCAUUUUAUCAGUAGUAAAGUUUCUCUCUCCGAUUCCCUUUUCAUUUCGAACAAUGGUUUUAUGAAGCACAAAAGCAAAAAACGCGAGGUUUGGAUAUAAGAGAACAGUGCCUAUUAUUGACACGAGCUUCCUUUUUUGCAUUGAAUUCUAGCAUGUGCUACAUGUGACGGUACGGAUGCUAGGCAUGGGACAAGCAGCAGACUCAGGUGAAUAACUGCAGUGGAUCGCCGUGGGAGAUGACAAAUGGACGCUUGGGGAAGAUCGGAUCCCCCUGGCCUGCAGUCCGGGGGCGCCAUGGAGCAGGGCCUCAGCUUCAGUGCGCUGAAGAAGUUGGCGGCGGAGCCGGACCACACCGAUGUCAGCCUCUCAGCAGUGGAGCGCAUCCGGGCCUUGAACAAGAUGGGCUGCAGCAUGGAGAUCAACGAGGACAUCACCCCGUGGCGCUACUUCCGCUCGGGCGUGGAGAUGGAGCGCAUGGCCGCUGUCUACCUGCAGGAGGGAAGUCUGGAGAACGCCUACGUGCUCUACAACAAGUUCAUCACCCUAUUUGUAGAGAAACUCCCUAGCCACAGGGACUACCAGCACUGCAGUAUUCCUGAGAAGCAGGUUAUAAUGAAGACAUUACAAGAUGUCGCUUUUCCUCGCAAAGAUCAAUUGAAGAAGCUCCUUCAGGAGAAAUACAACAAAGAACACACAGAGUAUCUGAAGAAUCAGAGCCAGGCCGCGGAGGGCUGUGGCCAGCAGCUGCAGAGGCUGUCUCUGCUGGAGGAGGAGCGGCAGCGUGUGGCUCAGUUGCGCAGGAUGCAGAUCGAGUCGGAGCAGUUCCGCUUCUUCGAGGACCAGCUGCGCAGACAGGAACAGGCCAACAGGAAGGAAGAAGCCGUCCCCAAAGUGCCCGAACAAACCGAUGGGUCCUGCUUGACUAAAAACCAUGUUCGCCUCAAUCCCACCCGCAACGAUCGCUCCCAGCCUGUCCCCGUCAACAAGCCAGCAGCCACUCUGGGUGCUAUACAGAAUCAGCGUGUGGAAGGACUCAGACGUGUAAUUAUUCCCAGGGAUCUCACCUACAAGUUUCUACUGCUGGCUGACACUAAUACAACCAGAGGGAUUGAGACCUGUGGCGUUCUCUGUGGAAAACUGACCCAUAACGAGUUUGUGCUGACCCACGUCAUCGUGCCCAAACAGUCGGCCGGGCCAGACUACUGCGACAUGGAAAACGUGGAGGAGCUCUUCGGGUUCCAGGACCAACACGACCUCUUGACCUUGGGCUGGAUCCAUACACAUCCCACGCAGACGGCCUUCCUCUCCAGUGUGGAUCUGCACACGCACUGCUCGUAUCAGCUGAUGCUGCCCGAGGCCUUAGCCAUUGUGUGUUCUCCGAAGCACAACGACACCGGGGUCUUCAGAUUGACCAGUUCAGGCAUGGGAGAAGUGGCUGGCUGUCGAAUGAAGGGCUUUCACCCUCACUCCAAGGACCCCCCGUUGUUCAGUGUCUGCCGGCAUGUCGUUGUGACGGACACGAAGACUGUGGUGCUGGACCUCAGGUGACAGUCUGACGAGGAAGCACCCAUCCACAGACCAGAGUUUUUAUUUAUAUCUUUGUUUACUUGAAGGCUUUUUUUGUAUUUAUUUAUUUUUUAAAGAAAAGGUACUGUGAAUCGAUAUCGCUUUUCUGCACAGGAUGAUGUGAACGUUCGUUGUGAAGCUGCUGUAUGGAGUUGCUAAUAAUGGUGGUGUUCUCUUGCUUUCUUUAUUGAUAUUGGCUUUGGUUUCAGUGGCUUGUUCUCUCUAUCACGGCAGAGGGGACCUUGAAGCUAUUCUUUCCCGUGGUCAUCUUUAGGGACCUGCACAUUAGAUUUGAUGAAGGACGCAAAAAAAAAGAUUUUGCACGAAUAGCUUUAUCAGGGAUUUACAGGGAAACAAAAAUGGCUUGCCUUACAUAAAUGAAGAGAUCUUUUAAAAUAUUGUCAGAUUUUAAAUAAAACAAUGCUACAGUAUCAGGGUUUAGGUAAUUCUAUCAUCGCGUUAUCCAGGGCUGCCAAACCGUAUUCCUGGAAAUCUACUGUACUGUAAGUUUUCACUCCAACCCUAACGAAUCAUAUCUCAUUCAACAGCUAGAGAUCUUGUUGCGCUGCUAAGUAGUAGAAUCAGGUGUGCCAAAUGAGGGUUGAAUUAAACACCUGCAAGAGGAAGGUAGAUCUACAGGAACUGGGUUGGGCAGCCCUGGGCUAAUGCACAGAGUACAGUGUCUGCCCAUGGGCUGUGUCCCCAGGAAUGAGGACCUGUUGGACCAGGAUAGUGUUCUCUGGAGCAGGAAACUGAAUGACUGCAUAGCACUUCGGGCUUAGCUCGCCUCUCCCAUUCCUGUCCUGACUAUCCUACACAAAUAUCCUUCAAUAUUGUCCAACUAUUGUGUAAUGCAAUAAACCCGUUCUGAAUUGAUUAUGGCUGUAGGAUUAAGGAGUUGUAAAAUGUCCCAGGAUGCAGGAAGAUAAUCUGCAAACGGCGAGGGCAACCUGGCUACCCUACCUGAAACCACUGUGAAGGAGCAGUGUGUGUUUAUUCACUGAGUCACAGUUUGCAAAGUUUGACGCCCACUUGGACAUGGCUCAAGUUGAAGGUUGUACACACCUAAAGUACAUUUAAAAUAAAAAAAUAAAAAACGUAUAUCUGAUGAGCAUCACGUUUAGGCUAGUUGAAGCUGAGGAAUCCAUCCAGUAAAGACAUGACUGGCUGCAAGCUGCCAUAGCACAGCGAGAGGACCUGAAGCUGCUAAACAAACCCUUGACAUUCACCACAACCUUACGUGCGAAAUGGCUCCUCCUCCUACACUGACCGAGAAGAUGUUGGUGGUGAACGAGCUCACUGUAUGAACUCCAAUCGUUCAUCAGGCAGCCCUCAAAUUCUUAUUUGCAAGACGCUUUGCUACACAGGCCGAGACCAAAUCCUGAAGGCAUUCAGAAGAUGGUGUUCUCUCUUCUGCGUUCCUGAGGCCACAGCCCAUGUCAUUUUUGUAAGAAGCAAGACCAACUAGAAUUUAAUGAUACUAAUACUCUGUUUCCAUGACUUUUGAUGGAUUUUGUCAUUGGGUGUGUCCUAUUGAGGGAAAAAAAAAACUAAAUGUCAUCAGCUAACAUUAUACAAAAAUGUAUAAACUAAAUCAUUUUAUAACUUUAUAUUUUUUUGGUUUUGGAUAUUUUUAUAUUGUUGUUCAUUAUAGAUAGAUCCUUUUGGGUAGUUGUAUGUUGUACCUUAGGAAUUUAAAUCUGCUAUUUUGUGUGAUUCAUUUAAUGCUCGACACGGAGAUGUUGACCUUCUCAUGAUACGAGUAGGAGGUGAAAAAAGGAACAAAAAUAGCCUUGCGAGUGGCUUGUUCAGGAUGUGGAGACUAAACCAAAGUGCUUAGAAUGUCACAAGCAAACCACCCGAAUACGCCUUACAGUGGAGGAGUUUUUGCCAUUGGCAUAAGGCCCUCAGUAACCACACACAGCUCAGGUAUGAAUCUACCUUUUUAUGUCCUGAUAUCAUUGACUUGUCUCCGCUCACUGCAAAAACCCAAAAAUAAGUCUGCGUCAAGAAGUAUUUUAGUCUUAUAUUUAGAUCCUAUUUCUAGAUUUUCUUUUGCUAUAUACAGUAAGACAUAAGUAUUGCCAAUGUUUUGACUCAUUUCAAAGAUUUGCCAAUGGGGUAGGAACAUUUCACUUGUCAAGCUAACUGUACAGUAACUUAAAACAAGCAAAUGUUUCUAGAGAAAUCAGACAAUAAGACCCAUUAGGAGACUAAAACACUUUUUAAGACAGACAUUUUUUGCAGUGCUCUCUUGGCCCUUGCUGAAAACAGGCUGCCAUUUUCAUGUGAGCUGGUUAAGAGAUCCCCAAUGCUGUGCCGAGCCUGCCUAGUGCUGACAGCCCCGCCCAGUUCUCCAGAACGUGACUCUUGCCUUUGUUUACCACCCCGAGGUGUGUAGUGUGCCAUUUUACUGCUGCUGUAGUCAGCUCAGUGGAGCCACCGAAACCACACUCCACUAUUGAUGUUGCAUUGUGUGAAAGAACCGAACAUAGUCAAGAUUAAUGUAGAUUUACAGCCACGAUUCACUCGUUUCCUCUGCUGUUUUAAUAAAGGAUAAUUACACUUUG
Conger conger (European conger) is the source of this 4220-nucleotide messenger RNA. It is a transcript of the gene stambpl1, whose product is annotated as STAM binding protein-like 1. The record is from RefSeq and is a predicted model, not a curated record. NCBI's taxonomy places the organism in Eukaryota, Metazoa, Chordata, Actinopteri, Anguilliformes, Congridae. Gene Ontology annotation, cellular component: membrane; endosome. The coding region runs from base 328 to 1632 and encodes 434 amino acids. Gene Ontology annotation, biological process: protein K63-linked deubiquitination. Gene Ontology annotation, molecular function: K63-linked deubiquitinase activity; protein binding; metal-dependent deubiquitinase activity. The transcript is spliced from 11 exons.